AUGGAGGACGAGCUAAUUGCGCAGCGCGAUGCAGCCAUUGCCGUAACAAAAGAGCUGCAACGGCAGUUACAGACUCACCGAGAGGAGAUGGAAAGAACCUUCGAACGUCGCACACUUAACGCGGAACGGCUGCGUCUCCACGCCGAAGAGAAAUUACGUCGCGCUAUCGAAGACCGCGAUUGGAGCGAGAGUUGCUGCCAUCGACUACUGGCUUUGGCACUAUUCCUAGGCUGUGGUGGCGCUGUUAUUGGCUGGGCCGUGGGAUUAUUAGUACUGCUGGCGGUAGGUGAGCCACUCGUGGGGUUUCUACUGGUGCUGCCAGGGAUGGCGUUGGGGACGUUGAUGGGGCUGGCGAUUGCCAAGACAAAGACUCAAUGGGAAAGCAGACGCCGAGACGCCAAGAACAGAGAAGACAAACGUCAUUCGGAAGUGGAAAUGGCUGUCAGCACUGGAGUACGGGGGCAGGACUUGCCGUUGGAACCAUUGGAGAAUGUUCCUGGUAUGCAGGACGUUGCAGAGAAGAACUCAAGACAGGCAGCGCAUAACUGGAGAAGAGAGGCAGCAGAGGAAAAGCAGCCUACUGUAGGAUCUAGAUCGCUGCUCAGCAUGGGCUGGAAUGCGACGUGGUUCACGUUGCAUACAUUAAAGGACAUUACAGUGGGGCUGUAUUAUGGUGGAUACUUGCACAUACCUGAGGAUACGAAAAAGAGGGAGUAA
Molecule: messenger RNA, 717 nt
Organism: Peronospora farinosa
Lineage: Eukaryota; Oomycota; Peronosporomycetes; Peronosporales; Peronosporaceae
Source: the annotation of a GenBank genome assembly